This is a messenger RNA of Leptidea sinapis, 1366 nucleotides long. RefSeq names its product 28S ribosomal protein S2, mitochondrial (gene mRpS2). Bases 150 to 926 code for a protein of 258 amino acids. Gene Ontology annotation, cellular component: mitochondrial small ribosomal subunit; ribosome. Lineage: Eukaryota; Metazoa; Arthropoda; Insecta; Lepidoptera; Pieridae. Gene Ontology annotation, molecular function: structural constituent of ribosome. Gene Ontology annotation, biological process: translation. The record is from RefSeq and is a predicted model, not a curated record. The transcript has 3 exons.
AUUAUUAUACCUACUCUUUGGGCAUACCAUACCGCAUACUGUGCAGUACCCAAGAAAAACAAAUUAAUUAUUUGUUUUUCUUUUGUUGUUGAAAAAUUUAAUAAAAUUAAACUUAUUGUGUAUUCGUACUAUAUUUAUAAAACAUCGUCAUGUAUCCCAGAAUAUUGAGGAGAAUGUUGAAGAGUAAACCAUUGGUUAUCCCUCGAAAUAAUUCUACAGCAUCUCAACCUAUUGAGGACCUCGAGACUAAUAAAAUUAAUGGCACGGAAACCAUCACAAAAAAUCCAUUAGACUAUCCAGACUUCUUUCAGGUACACAAAUUAUUUACUGUUAAAGAUCUUUUUGAUGCCCGGGUACAUUUUGGCCACAAAGAGGGAUCUCUGAAUGAAUUUAUGGCACCAUAUCUUUAUGGAUCAAGACUUGGACACUUGAUAUUUGAUUUGGACAUAACGGCUGAACAUUUAAGAAAGGCAUUAAACUUUACAGCACAUAUUGCUUACAGAGGUGGUGUUAUAUGUUUCUUUAAUAGAAAUGCCUUGAAUGCACACCUCGUUGAGAAAACAGCACAAGAGUGUGGAGAAUAUGCUCAUACUAGAUUCUGGAGGGGUGGAAUAUUUACAAAUGCUAACCAUCAAUUCGGUGCCAUUACAAGGUUGCCAGAUUUGUGUAUUUUCUUAAACACACAAAACAAUAUUCUUCACCAGCACACUGCAGUCAGAGACAGUGCAAAAAUGUUAAUACCAACAAUAGGUAUUGUUGAUACAAAUUGUAACCCCAACUUAAUAACAUACCCAGUGCCCGGAAAUGAUGACACACCAGCGGCAAUACAAUUAUAUUGCAAAUUAUUUAAAGCAGCCAUUCAGCUGGGUAAAGAAGCAAGGAUGAAGUUCUUACAGGAGGAAGAUCAAGUUGAAACAAAUAAAUAGGACAAAAAUAUAAUUUAAUAUUUAACAAUAAUGUAGGGAAAGAAAUAGAAAUUAUUAUAACAAUAGGUCUAAUAUAACAAUAAUUGUACACAUGUAUAUUUAUUUGUUUUAACACUUAAUAAAACACAAGCAGACUGGUGACUAUGCUUCUGUUUAUUAAAAAUUAAAAUAAAGAAAUUUAUUUCAAAGUGAAGGUCUGUUCUCAGUAUGUAAUGAAUAAGACAUAAAUUUUAAUAUAAAAUGCACUCUUUAUAUUAUUUACAUAACAAUAAAAAACAUUUGACAAAUUUUUGGUAUUCAAAAUGGGUAUAUACCUACAUAUUAUUUUAACACAGCAUUUAACAUCUCACAUUUUUUUUUAAAUUACUAAUGCCAAUAGUUGUAGUUAGAACAUGUAAAUAUAUGUCAGAAUUGUGAAUAAAAUGUAAUGCAAAAGAUCA